GUUGGUGUUUCAGACUCUGCAAGCCCUAAGGGUUCAGGUUACCAUGGCAUCUGGUCCCAACAUGGAGGCUCCUGUGUGCCUAGUGGAAAAUGAGAAUGAAGAAAUGAGGGUGAAUCCCAAAGCAAUAAACAUUCUUGAGAGGAUCACUCAGCCUGUAGUGGUCGUGGCCAUUGUAGGACUAUACCGUACGGGAAAGUCCUACUUGAUGAACCGCUUGGCAGGACAGAACCAUGGCUUCAAUCUGGGCACCACAGUUAGGUCUGAAACUAAGGGCAUCUGGAUGUGGUGUGUGCCUCACCCCAGCAAGCCCAAGUUCACACUCGUGCUUCUGGACACAGAGGGCUUAGGUGAUGUGGAAAAGGGUGACCCUAAGAAUGACUCGUGGAUCUUUGCCCUGGCUGUGCUUCUGAGCAGCACCUUUGUCUACAACAGCAUGAGCACCAUCAACCACCAGGCCCUGGAGCAGCUGCACUAUGUCACAGAACUGACAGAGCUGAUCAGGGCAAAGUCCACUUCACGAUCUGAAGAAGUGGAUGACUCUGAUGAGUUUGUAAGUUUCUUUCCAGACUUUAUCUGGACUGUUCGAGAUUUCGUUCUGGAGCUGAAGUUAGAGGGACGUGUCAUCACAGCAGACGAGUACCUAGAAAAUGCCCUGAAGCUGAUCCCAGGCAUGAGUAUCAAAUCCCAGAAAGCUAACUUGCCUAGGGAGUGCAUCAGGCACUUCUUUCCAAGACGGAAGUGCUUUGUCUUUGAUCGACCCACAAAAGACAAAGAACUUUUAGUGCAUGUUGAGGAAAUGCCAGAGGACCAGUUGGAUCACAGUUUCCAAGUGCAGUCAAAAGAAUUCUGUUCCUACAUCUUCUCCAAUUCGAAGCCCAAGACCUUGAAAGAGGGAAUCGUUGUCAAUGGAAACCGACUGGCGACUCUGGUGACGACCUACGUGGAUGCUAUCAAUAGUGGAGAAGUGCCGUGUUUAGAGAACGCAGUGACAACCCUGGCCCAGCGUGAGAACUCCAUAGCUGUGCAGAAGGCAGCUGACCACUACAGUGAGCAGAUGGCCCAGCGAGUGAGGCUUCCCACAGACACGCUCCAGGAGCUGCUGACUGUGCAUACAGCCUGUGAGAAGGAAGCCAUUGCUGUCUUCAUGGAGCACUCCUUCAAGGAUGAGAAUCAGCAAUUCCAGAAGAACUUGGUGGUCACCAUAGAGGAAAAAAAGGAAGAUUUCUUGCGACAGAAUGAAGCAGCAUCUCUCAGUCACUGCCAGGCUGAGCUGGACAAGCUCUCAGAGUCCCUGAAGGAGAGCAUCUCACGUGGAGCUUUCUCUGUUCCUGGGGGUCACAGGCUCUACUUGGAGGCCAGGAAGAAGGUUGAACAGGACUAUGAGCGGGUGCCCAGGAAGGGAGUGAAGGCAAAUCAUGUCCUUCAGAGCUUCCUACAGUCACAGAUUUUCAUAGAGGACUCCAUUAUGCAGUCAGACAAAGCCCUCACUGAUGGCCAGAAGGCCAUGGAAGCUGAGCGAGCUCAGAAGGAGGCAGCUGAGAAGGAGCAGGAGCUACUAAGACAGAAACAGAAGGAGAUGCAGCAGGUGAUGGAAGCUCAAGAGAGAAGCUACAAGGAAAAUGUGGCCCAGCUGCACGAGAAGAUGGAGACAGAAAGGAAGAACAUCCUGAGAGAGCAAGAGGAGAAGCUGAAACACAAGUUGAAGAUUCAAGAAGACAUGCUUAAUGAGGGAUUUAAAAGGAAAUGUGAAGCAAUGGAUUUGGAGAUAAGUCAACUACAAAAAGAGAUUCAACUAAAUAAGGAGAAGAAUAGCUCAUUGGGUGCACAAAUCCUUGAUGGGUUUGGAGAUGUAUUAAUUUCAGCAAUGCCUGGUUCUGGUAAGUACUUUGGUCUAGGGUUGAAAAUGUUAAGCAGCCAAAUGAAUGAGACAAAGAAUUCAGGCAAAGUUAGAAAACUCUAGGUAUAGCUUUCCCCCACCUCACUGAGACUUACUUUUGAAGUCCAUCUCACUUUAAUUUCAUUUAUCAAGUUUCAAAAACCAAGAAUAUAGGUCACUCUCUAUAAAUUAAUGGCAAGGCCCCAUUGCUGAAAACAAAUGUAUACAACUCAUUGAUCGAUGAGAACUCAAGCUGGUGCCCACAGAUCCUUCUCCUUAAAUGCGAACGUCUUUGGCACAGAAUGACACUCUGCAUGCUACCAAAGGAAAAACACAAUUGCCAGCCCAGCCACAAGCCCUUUGAUCUACAAUGGCAUCCUGCCUGCAAAUUAUGCAAAUGCAAUGGUGGCACAAACUGUGGGAGUAACUAACCAAUAUCUGACUUGAUUUAAGACCAACUCCACGGGAUGAAACCCAUGUCUACACUGCCUGGGUGAUCCAGAACCUAGAUCAGAUAGCCCAGCGAACCUUGAGUAAAACCAAAUACUAUUGUUGUAUUUAUAAAAAAAGUAGCAAUAUAAUGACUUCCUGACACUCUGCAGUACUCAUUGAUCAGUGCCUUGCUCAGCCAUCAUCACAGAAGCUUCCCCCUGCCACAGAUGGGAACAAAUGCAGAGAGGCCCACAGCCAGACACUGUACAGAGAGAGAAUGAGAGUCUUGGGAACACUCAACCCUAAGUAGGGUGUCUUUAUCAAACCCCUCCCCUCGGGGCUCAAGAACACUGUGAAAGAGGAAACAAAAACUAUAACAGCCAGAGAGGACGGAAAGCACCAAGAAAAACACCCGCCUCGCGGGGGCUGGAGAGAUGGCUCAGAGGCCAAGAGCACUGGCUGCCCUUCUGGAGGUUCCUGGUUCAGUUUCCAGAAUCCACAUGGCAGUUCACAAAUGUCUAUAACUGUGGUGCCAGGUGAUCUGACACCCUCAUACAGACAUACAUGCAAAACAAAAACAAAAAGCAAAAAAAAAAAAAAAUCAAACAAACCCCAAAUAAUCAACAAAAAUACCAAUCAAGCAAGCAAACAAAAAACAACCAAAACCAAAACCAAACAAAACAAGCUAACCAAGGAAUCAUUAAAAAAAAAAAAGAAUGCCCACUGAACCAAUAUGAUCAAUGUACAUAGGAACUCACAGAGACAAAGGCAAGGAUGCACAGGCCUGCACAGGUCUGCACUAGUUGGGGUUCUAGGGCUGAAAAGAAAAGUGGACACACGCCCUCAUCUCUGACACAGAAGCAAUCUCCAAUUCAUAACCACUUACAAAUGGAAAUUAAUCUUACUCCAAGAGAGUUUCUCCAUCUCAUGGAAUGGGCUGCCUGACGCCACAGUUAUUUUCCUUCAUGGACUGGGAGACACUGGGCAAGGAUGGGCAGGAGCCAUUGGUUGCAGGCGGCAGAACAUCCCACAUCAGGCACACCUGUCCACAUGACACCCGAUAUGCCUAUUACAGUCAACAUGAAUAUGACCAGGCCUUCUUGGUUUGAUAUUGGACUUUCUGCAGAUUCCCAGGAGGACGAAUCUGGAAUUAAACAGGUGGCAGGGAAUGUAAGAGCUUUGUGAUAGAUCAGAGGUGAAGGAUGACAUUGCUUCUAACAGCAUUAUUUGGGGAGGAUUUUCUCAGGGAGGCAGUUGAUUUUUUUUUUUAAAUCAUGCUCUUAAGACACAGCAAAAACUGCAGGACACCAAUGGGCUCAGUUGCUGGCUUCCACUUCCGGCUUCUUCUCCACAGGGUCCCAUCAAUACCAUUAACAGAGAUAUUUUUUGUUCUCCAGUGCCAUGGAGAUUAUGACUCUUUAGUUCCCCUAACAUCGGUUCUCUUCCUGUUGAAAGACUAGCAGCAUUGGUAAAUCCAGUCAAUGUAACCUUCAAAGCUUUGGUACACAGCUGUUGUCUGCAGGAAAUGAUGGAUGGAUGGCAAUUCAUUGAUAAACUUCUACCUCCAGUGAUUGACAUUACUAAGAGCCUCGUGUAGACGUUGGCUGGCAUCACUGUAGUAGAGUAUAAACAUUUUCCCAUGCCUGAUGGGAAAACUUCUAAUGUUGCAGUGUUAAAAUGAUUUACAAAUACAUACCAGUGAGACAGACUAAAUGAGGUCUUCCUCAUGGGAAAUGUAUGAUCCUUUAAAUUUCUACAACACAUAUCAGUAUUAUACAAUCCAGAAUAUCUAAGUGUUAAAGAAGGAAAAGUAAGCAGCUAGCUUUUUUUUUUCUUAAAUUAAUCCAUCAGUCUUAAUACAUCAUUUGAAAAGUGACUAAUAAGCUCACUGGAAAAUAUUUCAGGUCUAAACAAGCCAUUGGGAUGUAAAUGUCUUCUUAAUUUUGUGAAUUAGACUAUAAUUUUACUCCACAAUUUUAUGGUCUCCAUGCAGUGUCUAUAUUUUCAUAUGUGUAUCCACAUAUACAUGAUUAUAAUACAUAUGAAUUAGAUGGUAUUAUAAUAUCCUUAAUACUAGGGAUAAUGCUUUUAGAGCAUCAGAGAAAAAGUAACGCUGCUCUCUUCAGUUAAUGGCCCUUUUAGUGUGGAAAGCAGGCCUUUCUUUUUCUGCUAUUUCAUUUUUUCUUCUCUCGAGAAACAAAAAAUGGUUGGUUUCUUUCUAUCAUGAUUUCCUAUAGAAGUCCAAUAUUGCCUCUUUGCCAUAAAACCUACCAAUAUAUACUAUAAUUUUACAGUUUGAAACAUAGACAUUGUAUUUCAAAUCUAGGGGUAAUGUGAAAAAACAAACAUUACUAAGAUUACAUAUUAAAUAAUCGCACCUCAGUCCAGCUUUAGACUGCAGAGUUAUCAGAAUCGUCAGCCCUGGUGAUAAUUCUGUGGUUUUAUUGUUUGGUAAAGAGCGGAAAGAGUAAAUAAAGCCUUAUUAUGUUAAGAAAUAAACACUGAGGAUCAGUUUUGAAGGCUAAUUCAAAACAGUUACAACUUACAGAAGAGUUUGGAUUUACAGCUUCUGUACCUAUGCUAUGCUUAAAUGCAAAUACUGUUCAAAAGGAGCACUUAAAACGUUUUAUUUUCAUCUGGUCAUGAACUAAUUAGAAAAGUUCAUUUUAGGUGAAAAAAAGUUUUUGAGAAUAAGUCUCCAGUGCGUACAUUAAAAUAACAAUAAAUUGAGUUUAAAUAGUGUCCUGAAUAUUGAUGAAAAUUAUUUAAAUUAAUUUACGGGUAAUAAAGACUGAUUAGAACACACACAUAAACACACAUACACACACACUAUACAUAAAACAGCUGAAUACAUACAAAACUAUGGUUAUUGAUGAGCUGUUGCUUUUGUUGCCUUUCUUGCUGUUUAUUAACUGACAAAGACCAUGCUAAAAAUCAUCUUUAUGAAUGGGUGCUAGCUGAUGGGCAGAUCAUUUGUAUGGGCUAGAUAAAAUGUUAAUAAUGAAGCCAUGUGCUCAGGUUUGAAUUGAAAACAAGUUUUUUUUUAAAAAAAUCACUUGCUAUUUUGCUUUCCUUUGAAGAAUAUAAACUUAUUUCAGUUAGAUCAUCAGUAAAGUUUUAUCUGGGCUAAGAAAAUUUCCAUUGAGUUCUUGUGGUGUAAUGUGGGAAAAUGUCAUGUUUUUCACAGUUUCCAUCAAUGUGAAAUAAAAUUUAAUUCUGGCAAAAAAGUCUA
Molecule: messenger RNA, 5540 nt
Organism: Mus caroli (Ryukyu mouse)
Lineage: Eukaryota; Metazoa; Chordata; Mammalia; Rodentia; Muridae
Source: RefSeq, a predicted model, not a curated record